Messenger RNA from Rhopilema esculentum, 5460 nucleotides. RefSeq lists its product as uncharacterized. Gene Ontology annotation, cellular component: cytoplasm. Gene Ontology annotation, biological process: signal transduction. Gene Ontology annotation, molecular function: protein binding. The record is from RefSeq and is a predicted model, not a curated record. Lineage: Eukaryota; Metazoa; Cnidaria; Scyphozoa; Rhizostomeae; Rhizostomatidae.
CUUGGAGCCAAAAGAGGGACUUUCCAUUGUUCACUUGUUUUUGCCAGAUGGCAAGGACUGUGUUUGCCUUACUUUCCGUUCCAAAAGAUGUGCUUUGUUGCAAGUUCUUGGACGAUCGCAAUAGCUUGUGGAUAAGAAAAGCAAAGUGACUCAUUCAUGGCAUAUUUUUAGCUAUUAAGCGUGAUCGGAAGGUGGCCUUUUUACGUAGCUAUCUUUUGCUUAUGCUUUUUGGAGAAGAAGGCCCAACUAAAAGCAAAGAGUUGCAGUUUGACACCAUCACACAAUGGAUUGCCAAUUGCCGCCUGUAUUGAACCGAACAUAAACUGAAAGUCAACAUUUUAAACUAAAGUUUUAUGUCAAGUCACUGGUUGGUAAUAACGUCUCCAGUAAAAAAAGCAAAACCAUGGCAAAAGAGAAACCAACAAAUUAUUCAAAGUCAGUUCGCUUGCUUCUUGAAGAUGGAAUAAAGAACCACAGUAAAAAAAUAUGUUUAUGUGGAUUUAGCCUUCAAGAGGCACCCUAUCUUGUUUUUGAGGAUCCAUUUCACAGAUGUCUGCAGCAUUUGGAUUUAAGCAAUAACAUGCUUUUGUCUUUGAACACCCAGAUUGGUCUGCUAGAGAAUCUAGCUAUUCUGAUUCUGUCAGGGAAUCAACUGAUGCAAAUCCCAAAUGAAAUUGGAUUUUUAAGAAGACUAAUGAUGCUAGAUUUGUCAAGGAACUGUCUGAAAAUAAUACCUAAAGACAUAAAUAACCUAAAGGAAUUAGAGACAGUAAAUCUCAGUGGGAAUCAGUUGUCGGUUGUUCCUGAAUACCUUCUGAGGCUACCAAAGUUACAGAAAGUGUUUUUCAUUAGAAAUCCAUAUUUAGAGAAUAUUCCUAGAGAAAUUGCUUCUAAAGGUCUGGAGGCAAUGCGAGACUAUUUGGGAAUCAAAGUUGAGAAAUAUGAAGUUGUCUCAGAAAUAAAAGUUGUUGAUAAUACUUUUAAAAAUGAAUGUCCGCGGAUGAUUUCUGAGAUUGAAAAAGAUUGGAUACUUGAAAAUGAACAGUAUGUCAAGAAAAUGAAAAACGCUUGUACUCAGCUUGAUGAGCAAGAGUGUGAUGAAAUUAUAUCAAAGCAUCAUGUAAGCCAAUCACAACUAGAGAGGUCUGCAAGUACACAAACUGAACCUGAUGAAGAUGGACUUUUGCUUGAAAACAUAGAGCAUGAAAAGAAGUCAAUUCAUGAAAGCUUUACUAAGAAGCCUAUCAAUGGAGAUUUUUGUGUCAAAAGAAACCAGAACAGAAAGUGCAGCAAUAUAAAUGAUGCAAUUGAAAACCUUGUAAAAAUAUUUCGCCAUCAAAUUCAUCUUAUUUCUGAGAGUAAAGGAAGUUUUCCACCAGAAGAAUUAAAGACGAUACCAUUAGCAAAGAAUUGUUUUGGACACAUUGAUUUGAGCAGUGGCAUUUUGUCACCAUCAAGAAAGCCAGGAGCAUCGUGUCAAUGCUGUGGGUUAACAAAAAGACGCCUUUCAACAUCAGAGUAUGGCAGCAUGUCAGCUUAUAGUCAACAACAUGAAAGCAGUUUCAUAUUUAACCAAGAUGAUCACAGCUGUGAUGGAACUGAUGGUAGCCAACAUUCUGAUAAUUUUAGUGAUAUGGAUGAUGACAUAUCAGACACAGAAUGGCUUAGCAGUUCAACUUCAGACCUUGAUUUCUGGUCUUCCUCACAACAUGUAUACAUCAAUGCAUGCAAGGAGGUAGUGAUUCAACAAUAUGGAAUUACCCUGAAAAUUCCUCAUGUCAAUCUCAGUGGUCAUGAACAAGCAGAGUUUUCAUUCCAGGUUAUUAGUGAUCCUGAAUUCUCACCAGAAUUGACAAAUAAUAUGCAACUUGCAACACCCAUAGUGUAUGCAAAACCUCAUGGGGCAAAAUUCUACUCAUCUGCCCAAGCCACAGUUGAACUGCCUUUGAACAUUGUCAUUGAAAAUGGCAUGACUUUGCAAUGCUUUGUCAGUGACACAAACAUUGAUGAUUCUCCCAACUGGGAAGAAAUAUCAUCAGAUGAAUUUGAUUUUUCGCACAAUAUGGUGAGAAUAAGAACAACUCAUUUCUCGUUGUUUUGUGCAAUGGCAUCAAAAUAUUAUGCAUCUGCAAAGCAGCAUAUUUUAGCAUCUAAUGGGGGUGAUUUAACCAUCGAUGAAGUCAGUGGACUUAAUGUCCAGUUUUCAGCUAAAUCUUUAUCAAGUGACAUUGAGGCAUCUAUAACUGUGUUGUUUGAUGAUUCGCAAUAUAAACCAGACAACAUCGAGAAACCACUGGCAAGCCCUAUUGUUGUACUUGGUCCUAAUGGAACAUAUUUUGAAGAUGAUGUUGAGAUAACACUUCCUCUUCCUGGAGCUGACAAAGUAUUUGAAGCAAUAGAGGAUCCACAAUUGAUUAUAUUGGAAAGUCAGACAGAUCUGAGUGAAAAGCCAUCAUGGAGUGAGCUCAUAACUCCCUAUCAACUCUCCAGUAUUGAUGGGGUACACACUGUAACAUUCAGAGUAAAACAUUUUACUGUUUUUACUGCAGCUUGGGAUGGCCUUGCUUCAGCUGUAGCAACAGUAACAAGGAUCAUUCCUUGGUUUUCUCAUUUAGUCUACUUCCAGGCUCUUAUGAGUGACUGUCACCACAACAACCAGUUUGGCCUUUGCAUCUUUUGUCAUCUUGCUGGAAACCCCCCGGUUACGGAUUGCUAUCAAUUUCCCAUCGAAGUUGGAAGGUCUAAACCAAGAAAACUUAAGAAAGGAGAUAUAAUAAUACAGCUUAGAUCGUCUCUCUUUAAAGCCGAUGAGGACGUUGGAGAAUCAGAAAAUGGCUUAGAAAAAAUUGAAGUUUUCAAUGGCUACGAUUUUGACAAGCAGUUUGCAUUGCGAUUCAAUGAGUAUUUUAAAGAAGGAAUUUUUGGAAAGGUUAAUAUCAGCACUAAGGCUUCUGAUGACGUGAAAAAAGAGGUCGUUGAAUUUGUACUGCAAAAAAGCUCGCAGAAAAGAAGAAAAUUAGAUGAUAAAAUCCCAACGAAACUGGAGACUGCAGCGGUACAAGAGAUUGCAGGGCUUCUCAGUAUAGAGGACAGAUGGAAAGAACUUGCGUUGGCUCUCGGCUACACGAGGCGAGAAAUAAGCACCAAAUUUGACGCUGAUAACCCGAUUAAAGAAAUAUUGACUGACUUCAUGGCUCGAGGUGGAGAUGCAGAUGAAUUUAUCAAGGCCAUGUACAAUGUUGCAAGAAGACUUAAACUUAUCCCAUACGAGCAAAUUAUGGAAAACAGAGAGAACAAGAGAAUGGAGAUUCGUCAUGAAGAAUCAAGAAGCUCUCGUUAUUGCCGCUGCCCGCCAACCCCUGAAGAGACACCGAUUCGCAACGCCAAAAGAAAACUUGACGUGAGUUGCCAUGACGACAUUCAGCUUACAGAUGCCAAGCUUGAUAAAAUUGCACGCCAAAUUGUCAGUACGUGGAAAAGCGUCGGUCGAAAUCUCAGUGUUGACGAGCGUAAAUUAUCCGAAAUCGAUCAAUCAAAUCAAAAUGAGAGCGCAAGAGAAAAAGCGUUCCAAAUGCUAAUGGCUUGGAAAGAGAUGUUUCCAGACGAAUUUUGUGCAGAGGUCUUAGGUAGAGCGUUGGUUAAAUGUGAUCUGAAGUAUACAGCUAGGCAGUAUUUGUCCUACUGAACUGAGGGCUAAGUUGGUCAUUUGAAAAGGUUGUCGAUUACUUUCUUAGUUGAGCGCUUGUUGUUGUAUACCAAACUUUGACUAAAAUGAUAUCAUAAAUAGCGUGACUUAUGAUGGCACUUUGAUUUAUGCAUUUAGUUGAUGUGAGAACACUUUUUCCUUGAAUCACACUUCCUUUUAGUGUAAAUAUUCUCCACUUACAUGUGGGCUAGUCAACUAUCUCCUGGACAUUAUAGGCCUAUGAUUUUGAUAGUGGAAACUGAUUCGGGACCAUAAAAUGAAGUUUUCGAGCAUGACAGAGUUAAAGGUCAAUAUGACAGAUUCAUUGUGAGUAGUUUGCUGUGCUCCGUAGUUUUUGCAGGUCGAAAACUCCUGGUUGCUUUAGCAAAUGAAAGCUGUAAACAUUUUCAAGCAUGGCUCAGUGCUUCUUAUCUUUUAUACUAAAUACCUAGAAAAUUUCUCGAUGCUCUUGGUCGAAAGCUUAAAAACCACAUUUCUAUUCCAAAGUGCUUCCAACUUCCUUUUUUUGUUUCUCAAUGAUGCCUUUGGUCGCGAUGAAUAGCGUUGUUUGCUAUCUUUUACCCGUGUAAGAUAUUUUUAUUUCAGUCGUCUUUUUGCAGUAUAUAUUGAAGAAUGUCAUUUAUAAGUCUUUUAUAGUCGUAUCAUGCGUUAAAUACUUUGUAAGUGAUAUUUUUUAAGUGGCAGUUUGAUAAUUGCUCUGUUUCCUUGAUACUUCCCCGGCCUUGAUUUGCUUCCGGCUUGAAAUUUGAAAAUGGCUUGAAAUUGCUGAAAACAGAUUGUGUAACUAAAGUGUACUUUUCGUUCAACUGUCUAGAGUUAUGACGUCACAAAAUAUCUUGUUAGGAUUUAUGAAAUUUUACCAGGUAGGCGGAAGAACACGGUAAACUAUCCUUUAUGUACAACAUCAGUUAAAUCUCUUCGAAAUUGGCUAAUCUGUGAUAUGGUCCGAGAAAGAUCUUGCUUUAUCAUUACUGUUAUUUUUGCCUGGUGCUGGUGCAUAUCUUCUAUAGCUUGUGCUCCAGACCCCUAACUUGAAAGUAGCGGUCUAGGACACAUCUAGACCACAGCCAAACUACUGUGAUUUGGGGGGGGGGCAAGAUUAUGUGACCAUAUGGCAACCUCUUAGGCAAUCUCCAACUCUUUUGUCAAUUCUUGGGCAAUCUUUAACCGAUCCAACUGAUUUUGCUCAUUUGGUAGUAUUUUGCUUUUUUCUUUCAAGCAAUGUGCUUAGAAUUCGAAAAUUUUAAGAAUACUUUUUUAUGACGUCAUUACCUUUGCAUUCUAUUAUCCGGGGUUUUAUACUCUAAGGAAAGUUGAACGAAAGUGUACAUACAUUACCUAUUUUCAUGCUAUUUUUUCACCAUUUUGAAAUUUUCUUGUACGAAAGAAUUUGUAUUUACUAAUAACCAGUGUUGAUUGAAAGCCCUGUUUUAGCCAAUCAGAUUCCUGUUAAAUUACACGUGCAUGUUUUAAUUUCCACCGACUAUGAUUUAGGCAAAAAACGAAUUGAUGAUAAUUUUUAUUUUUCUUUUAAAUUAUUCGGGUUUAUUUUGAUGCUGUUUCUAGAGGCUCAUUGUAUCAAUAUCCGGGUAAACAAAGCAAGGCUGCCAGAAAAUAUGUUGUCUCGAGUAAUAUAUAUUAAAUGAUCGCUGAAUUAUAAAAUCUUGAUUUUAAAUUGUAUAUUAUCGAGUUUCAUUAGAAGCAUAUUAGAUAAUUAGAGGAAAAGAUAGUUUGAUUUAAAACUUUUUUAGACA